CCACACGAGGCUGCGCCACUCACUCAGUGGCAGACUAUCUCUAUUCUCUCCCCUCUCUGAUCUCUCUCGCCACGGACACGGAGACCCCGUGAACCGAGCUCGCCAUCCACCGCCCCAAUGGCGAUGGCCGCGGCCGGUUCCCCUUCCAAGACCCUGAUCCCCCCGCACCGCGCCUCCGCAGCGCCCGCUUCCACCUCCUGCGACUCCCUCCGCCUCCUCCUGCACCGCGCGCCGCGGGGCAGCAGCAGGCGCACGCCGCUCGGGGUGGCUUCGUCGUCCCCGGCUCCGGCGCGGCGCCCGUUCGUCUUCUCCCCGCGCGCCGUGUCCGACUCCAAGAGCUCCCAGACCUGCCUCGACCCCGACGCUAGCACGAGUGUUCUUGGGAUCAUUCUUGGAGGUGGUGCGGGAACUAGACUGUAUCCCUUGACAAAGAAGCGUGCCAAGCCGGCAGUGCCAUUGGGUGCCAACUACAGGCUUAUUGAUAUUCCUGUCAGCAACUGUCUGAACAGCAACAUAUCAAAGAUCUAUGUGCUGACACAGUUCAACUCCGCUUCUCUUAAUCGUCACCUUUCACGAGCUUACGGGAGCAACAUUGGAGGGUAUAAGAACGAAGGAUUUGUUGAAGUUCUUGCCGCACAGCAGAGCCCAGAUAAUCCUAACUGGUUUCAGGGUACUGCAGAUGCUGUAAGGCAGUACUUGUGGCUAUUUGAGGAGCAUAAUGUUAUGGAGUAUCUAAUUCUUGCGGGAGAUCACCUGUACCGGAUGGACUAUGAAAAGUUUAUUCAGGCACACAGAGAAACAGAUGCUGAUAUUACUGUUGCUGCCCUACCGAUGGAUGAGGAACGUGCAACUGCAUUUGGUCUUAUGAAAAUCGAUGAAGAAGGGAGGAUAAUUGAAUUCGCAGAGAAACCUAAAGGAGAACAGUUGAAAGCAAUGAUGGUUGACACAACUAUACUUGGCCUUGAUGAUGUGAGGGCAAAAGAAAUGCCUUAUAUCGCUAGCAUGGGUAUCUACGUUAUUAGCAAACAUGUAAUGCUUCAGCUUCUCCGUGAACAAUUUCCUGGAGCUAAUGACUUUGGAAGUGAGGUUAUUCCUGGUGCCACAAGUACUGGAAUGAGGGUACAAGCUUACUUAUAUGAUGGCUACUGGGAAGAUAUUGGUACAAUUGAGGCAUUCUAUAAUGCAAAUUUGGGAAUUACCAAAAAGCCAAUUCCGGAUUUCAGUUUCUAUGACCGUUCUGCUCCAAUUUACACACAGCCUCGACACUUGCCUCCUUCAAAGGUUCUUGAUGCUGACGUGACUGACAGUGUCAUCGGCGAAGGGUGUGUUAUUAAAAACUGCAAGAUACACCAUUCAGUAGUUGGACUCCGGUCCUGCAUAUCUGAAGGUGCAAUAAUAGAGGACACAUUACUCAUGGGUGCUGACUACUAUGAGACUGAAGCUGACAAGCAACUGCUUGCUGAAAAAGGUGGGAUUCCCAUUGGUAUUGGAAAGAACUCACACAUCAAAAGAGCAAUCAUUGACAAGAAUGCUCGUAUUGGAGACAAUGUGAAGAUAAUCAAUGUCGAUAAUGUUCAAGAAGCCGCAAGGGAGACAGAUGGAUACUUCAUCAAAAGUGGCAUCGUUACCGUGAUUAAGGAUGCUUUGCUCCCUAGUGGAACAGUCAUAUGAAGAUGAUGCGCAGUAUGUAACCGGGCACUGGGUUAGCUGGAAUCAACCGAUGAGCUCGCGAGGAGACCAUAAGAGCAAUAAAAAGGAGUGCCAUGCAAGGCACCUUCCCCUCCUUUUUUUUCUCCUUUGAUGUAUUAGGAUCUGUAAUGUACAAGUAACUUCCCUUCAGAUGUUGUGGAAAUCGGAAAUACCUGCUUAAAUUUUGGAUGUUUCGAUGUGGAACAAAAGGCGUAAACAACUUGCUAUGCCGCUGUUUUUCUA
Messenger RNA from Brachypodium distachyon (stiff brome), 1932 nucleotides. RefSeq names its product glucose-1-phosphate adenylyltransferase small subunit, chloroplastic/amyloplastic. The transcript is spliced from 10 exons. The record is from RefSeq and is a predicted model, not a curated record. Bases 118 to 1671 code for a protein of 517 amino acids. Gene Ontology annotation, molecular function: glucose-1-phosphate adenylyltransferase activity. Gene Ontology annotation, biological process: glycogen biosynthetic process. NCBI's taxonomy places the organism in Eukaryota, Viridiplantae, Streptophyta, Magnoliopsida, Poales, Poaceae.